GGUGGUAGUUCCUACAUCAGGGAUUGCCAUGUUAAAACAAAUUUUUGUUUAUUCUAGUGACAAUAACAGAACAUUUGUGCAAUGCCGUUUUUUGGUCAAAAUUAGUCGCGUGUAGAUAAAUAGUGGAUGUUAUUUUCACACUUUUGGAAAGGCUAUUCUGGGAAUUCCCCAAAAUGAAGAAAGUCCGCAAAGAACCACGGCUGUUGGCCAAUGUAAUGGAAGCUAUUGCUUCCUUCAAAGAACGCCAGGGAUCAACUUCAAAGCAGAUUAUUGAAUUCAUUAUCAACUAUGUGAAACGAAGGAAAGACGGUCCGCGCAAUGUAACGUUGCAAGUGAAGAGAGCCCUGGAGCAUGGAGUACACUCCGGGCUGAUUAGACAAAGAGGAGGGAAAUACUCGCUUGGGUUUGAUCGGAAGGAUUAUGCUAUUUACAAGCGAUUUAAGCACUUUACGGAUGCCAACGGAGAUUGCAACUCUUGUAAAAGACGUCGCAAAGGCCGACGACGUGGACGCCGAAGUCGUCGAAGUAGACGACGGGGGCGUCGUGGCCGAAGACGCGCGUCCAUUGAGGAAGACGAUGCAGCAGACGAGACCGAUACAAGCGUAAGCCUAGCUGAAGGGACACCGGAGCCUAUGGACAAAAGCCGUCGGCGUCGCCGUCGCAGAGCCAGGCAAGGAAGAAGGAAGAAGUACCAUCGAACGAGAAGAGCAGGGACUCCAAUUGAAGAUUCUAGCGGCAGUUCAGAUGUAAUCAACAAGGAUUCUAAAGCAGGAACUCCUCCAGAAAACCGACGGUCUGAUCAGUCAAAGUCAGAUUAUCAGUCGAAAGCUGGCAGUACUCAUCAAGGGCAAAACCAAGAACAAGAUGGACCAGUAGACUGUGGAAAUCCUGAUUGUCUUUGCAACAUUAAACAGGAAGAAGACUCGCCUCAGUGUUUGUCCAGAGAAAAUAUCUAUUACAAUUAGAUAGGACCAUGCUUCAACUCAUCGAUGUGGAGCUGAACAAAUAUUUAUAUCUAGAGCUAUAAAUUAAAUAACAACCGUGGCAAUUUUAGUGUAUAUUGUGGACUGUGAACAACUUUUUACUUGAGAAAAUCAAUGGAAGUAAUGUCGCCUAAAAUUUAUUGUAUAUGUCCUGUUUUUGUGUCAUGUAUGUAAUAUAUCUAUACCAUUUUUUAA
Molecule: messenger RNA, 1178 nt
Organism: Dendroctonus ponderosae (mountain pine beetle)
Lineage: Eukaryota; Metazoa; Arthropoda; Insecta; Coleoptera; Curculionidae
Exons: 6
Coding region: 174-965 (263 amino acids)
Biological process (GO): nucleosome assembly
Cellular component (GO): nucleosome
Molecular function (GO): DNA binding
Source: RefSeq, a predicted model, not a curated record